CGACGAAACCGGUGAUUGAAAACGGUGCUGCGCGCCAGAAUCAGCGCGCGAUGCUAGUCCCUGCCGGCCUCGAGGGCCAGCGGUCGUUGAACAGCGCAGUCCUCCUGCGCAUUAUCGAGCCGCCAGUGCCAGCUGCAACACAUGGCACUGCGCAGCGGGAGGCGUCCUUGGCAAGCUGCCAUGCUAUCCCCGUCAACGAGACUACCGAGGCAGCAGCGCGGCGUCUUCAAGGUUGGUACCGCCGCGUUCGAACAUCGACACACAUCAAGACGACUGCGGUGCACUUGAUGACGCUCAUGCACCAUCUCGACCGGGAUCUGCUCCUUUUUUGGAAGCUGCUCCACGAAGGCAUUCGCGUGUGCAAGUACAAUGCCAAGCGACAGGCGAAAAAAUGGAAGGUCAUCUCGCUCGACAAAGAUGGCGAGCGGCUCAUCAUGCGCCCGCUGCACCGCACGAGCAUGCGCAUCCUCGCCAAGUCCAUGUCGUUUGGUCGCCGGCGUGGCGUCACGGCCAAAUCGGAGAAGGGAUUGUACCUUCGCGACAUUGCCGAAGUUCGCGUCGGCGCGCAGUCGGCGGGCUUUGCGCGCUCGACGCUCGAGCCAGAUCCCGACCAGUGCUUCUCGAUCGUCGGCUCGGAAGCCACGUGGGACCUCGAGCUCACAACGACCGCUGCUCGGGACCAAGCGGUUGUGCGAUUGCGUGUUGUCUUGGACGUUCUCCAAGACAGCACGUCUCUCGUACGGUCCAUGCCGAUGUAG
Messenger RNA from Saprolegnia parasitica CBS 223.65, 758 nucleotides. RefSeq lists its product as hypothetical. The transcript has 6 exons. The record is from RefSeq and is a predicted model, not a curated record. Bases 51 to 758 code for a protein of 235 amino acids. Lineage: Eukaryota; Oomycota; Saprolegniomycetes; Saprolegniales; Saprolegniaceae.